AUGGUGAAGCGUAGCGACGCGAAGAGGAAGCCCUCCCUCAGCCAGAACCUCACCCACUUCCACGUGGUUGGCAGGGCGGCGCCUUCAAAGAAGAACCCCAACCCUCUGAUUUACCGUAUGAACAUUUUCGCGAAGAACUCCGUGCUCGCGAAGGGUCGUUUCUGGUACUUUAUGCGCAAGCUGCAGAAGGCUAAGCGUUCCGGCGGCGAGAUUCUGGCCUGCAACGUGCUCCUGGAGCCGAAGCCCACGACGGUGAAGAAUUACGGUGUGUUGUUGCGCUACGAGUGCCGCACCGGAAUCCACAACAUGUACAAGGAGUACCGCGACACCAGCCUGACGGGCGCCAUUUCGCAGAUGUACGGUGAGAUGGCCGGUCGUGACAAGGCGCGUGCCAGCUGCAUCCAGAUCAUCCGCGCCCGCGAGAUCGCCGAGUCCGACUGCCGCAAGGUUCGCACCACCCAGCUUCACAACACCAAGCUCAAGUUCCCCAUUUUGAGGCCACAGUCGUUCGUGAACAAGGCCGACCGGGAGACGUUCGCGGACCACAGACCAUCGCUUUCUCUCUGA
Babesia ovata is the source of this 567-nucleotide messenger RNA. Its product is annotated as 60S ribosomal protein. The transcript has a single exon. The record is from RefSeq and is a predicted model, not a curated record. Gene Ontology annotation, biological process: translation. Gene Ontology annotation, cellular component: ribosome; cytosolic large ribosomal subunit. Bases 1 to 567 code for a protein of 188 amino acids. NCBI's taxonomy places the organism in Eukaryota, Apicomplexa, Aconoidasida, Piroplasmida, Babesiidae. Gene Ontology annotation, molecular function: structural constituent of ribosome.